AUGAGUGUCACUGUGUGCGCUAUCAUGAGCUCAAAGGCCGAGUCCGCCAGCGACUUUCACACGCGAGAUGUCGCUGAAAAGCUACCAGUCACUGGGCAGUCGCCCACCGAGUCCAUCGCGGUCGACAAGGAUGGCUCGGUAACGCCAGAGGAAGAGGUGGGAGACGUUGCAGUUGUACAAAUGAGCAACCUCCGCUGGUUCAAUGUAUGCGUUGGGUUGUACCUGACCGCAUUCCUCUAUGGACUGGACUCGACGAUUGCUGCUGAUGUGCAAGGGCCCAUUCUGGCUUCUCUAGGAAAUCUGAAGAUGCUGCCGUGGGUUGGUACCGGAUUUCUACUUGGCUCGGUCGCCACCAUCUCGCUGUUCGGCUCCCUCUACAACAAGGUAGAGGUUAAAUGGUUGUAUCUGGGCAGUAUCAUCGCAUUUGAGAUCGGUAGUGCAAUUUGUGGUGUGGCUCCCAAUAUGACGGCCAUGGCUGUCGGCCGAGUCGUGGCAGGAAUGGGUGGAACCGGGAUCUAUCUUGGAUGUAUGACGUAUAUCUCCAUCUUUCCGACCCCAGCCAAACGACCACUCUACACUGCCUUGAUUAGCGCAUUCUGGGGUCUUGGCGCCGUCCUUGGCCCUGUUAUCGGAGGCGGAUUUGCUCAGAGUAAGGCAACUUGGCGUUGGGCCUUUUAUAUCAACCUCGUCCUCGCCGCAAUUACCGCCCCGAUCUAUAUCUUCUGGUUCCCGCAUCACGGCGCACACCACCACGAAAAGAUCCUACCACGGAUCAAGAACCUCGACUGGCUUGGCGCGCUACUUAAUGCCGCAACAUUUGCGCUCUUCAUUACCGCUUUGGUGCCUCAAAAGCCGGUCGUUGGUUCUGUUGUUCAUAGGGACUGCCGGUACCAGCGCAGUCAACUUUUCAACAUCUACUACAUUCCUCUCUUUUUCCAAUUCACAAAGGGAGAUGGCGCUAUCGAGGUCGCGGGUCGCCUUCUGCCCUUCAUAUUCCUCUUGAUAAUUAGUGCCCUUUUAUCCGGGGCUCUUAUGCCAAAACUCAACCUUUACGCUGCUUGGUACGUCAUAUCCGGCAUACUGGCCUUGGCCGGAAGUGUACCCAUGUUCUUCAUCUCCACCGCAACGCCUGCGGGAAACAUUUAUGGAUUUGAGGUCUUGAUUGGGGCUGGAUGUGGUCUGACACUACAAGCUGCUUACUCGAUCGCUCUUGUCAAAUUUCCUGGCGACAAGGCAACAUCUGUCAUUAGCUUCAUCAACGUGGGACAACUAGGUGGUGGAGCCUUGGCGUUGGCUAUAGCAGGGACCCUCUUUCAGAACGUUGGCUUCAAUACUUUGCAAAGCGCCCUCGACGGGAGGGGAUAUUCCUCUAGCGAGAUUCGUGCAGCACUUGCCGGCGGAUACUCUACUAUCAUCAGCGAAAGCACUCCUGAAAUACGUAGUCUCACGUCGGAUGCUAUCGCCAGCACUAUCGCCACUGUCUAUGGCAUAUCAAUCUCAGGGGCUGCGGCGGAUAUGGAAGACUACAUCUUUCGCUCCAGCGCCCUGAUUCUACCCCAAUUGCCCAGCAUGGACUACUCCACGGAGAUCAUGCCCCUGCACCAGGUGCACAAGCCCCCAUUUACCGUGGAGGCGCCCGGCUAUUCUAAGGUCCCCGGGGAGACAAUACCUCGGCGGCAUGUCAAGUACAAAGAUGGUCUCGUCAACUCUCCGGCCGAUGGCGUCCACACAGUUUUCGACAUCAUUCGCCGCAGCGCACGCCUCUACCCCAACAACAACGCUGUCGGCUACCGCAAGCUCAUCAAGCUUCACAAAGAGACCAAGAAAAUCCAAAAGAACAUCGACGGCCAGAUAAAAGACGUGAGCAGAGAGUGGCAGUAUUAUGAGCUCUCUCAGUUCUCUUUCAUCACCUAUAAAGACUACGAACAGCUCAUCAUUGAACUGGGGUGCGGGCUACGCAAACUAGGCCUCAGGCCUGAUAAGAAGCUCCACCUCUUCGGCACCACCAGGUAUGCACCCCUUCCACUACCUGUUGACCGCGGUACUUACAUUCUCCUUUACGCUAGUGUGAGUUGGAUCUCCAUGUCUCACGCCUGCACCUCCCAGUCCAUCCCGAUAGUCACUGCGUACGACAGUCUCGGAGCCGAGGGCAUCAAGCACUCUCUCGAUCAGACCGAGUGUGAGGUCAUGUACAUUGACCCUCACCUGCUGUCGACUGCCACUGGAAGCCCUGUCCAAGAAUCCAAAAUCAAGACCGUCAUUGUAAACCAGGACUGCAUCUUCGGCACCGGCAACGAAAUCGACGAGUUCAAGAAGAACCAUCCCGAGAUCAAGGUCAUCACUUACCAGGAGUUGCUUAAACUCGGCCAGGAGAACCCUGUUGAGCUGGUUCCCGCCAAGGGCCCUGACUUGUAUUGUAUUAUGUACACUUCUGGCACAAGCGGUGUACCUAAAGGCGCUUGCAUCACCCACCAGUCACUGACUGCUGCAGUUGCCGGCCUUUACUCUUGCGUCGACGACUGUGUCAGCGACAAGGAGUGCGUGCUCGCCUACCUACCACUGGCUCAUAUUCUCGAAAUGGCCCUCGAGAAUCUUGUCUUCUUUAUCGGCGGAACUCUCGGGUACGGGAGUCCCAAGACACUAUCCGAUAUGUCAGUCAAGAACUGCGCUGGGGAUAUGCGAGAGCUGAAGCCCACUGUCAUGGUAGGCGUCCCUCAGAUCUGGGAGACGGUGAGGAAGGGUGUUUUAGCUAAGCUUGAGACCUCGAGUCCGAUCCGGCGAGCCUUGUUCUGGGGUGCUGUUGGUUACAAGGGCUUUAUGUCUCGGAACAGGCUCCCUGGAGCGUCUAUUUUUGACGGGAUCGUCUUCAGCAAGGUUCGCGAACUUGUAGGUGGCCGGCUCCGGUUCACCAUGAACGGCGCAAGCGGCAUCUCGGACGAAACAAAACAGUUUGUGUCCCUGGUCCUCGCCCCCAUGCUCGCGGGUUAUGGUCUCACCGAGACCUGCGCCACUGGAUCCCUUGGGUGCCCGCUUGAGUAUUCGCCGAAUUCCAUCGGACCUAUACCUGGCUCCUUGGAUGCGAAACUAGUGUCCCUCCCUGAGCUAGGCUAUUCCGCCGAUGCGGAUAUACCUCAGGGAGAGAUCUGGUUCAAGGGUAUGCCUAUCAUGACAGAAUACUUUAAGAACCCGGAAGAAACGAGCAAGGCGUUUACGGCCGAUGGCUGGUUCAAGACUGGCGACAUCGGGGAGUUCGAUGCCAAUGGCCACCUGCGAGUUAUAGAUCGUCUCAAGAAUCUCGUGAAGAUGCAAGGUGGUGAAUACAUUGCCCUGGAGAAGGUUGAGGCGGUCUACCGAGGCAGUCAGGUCGUAGCGAACGUCAUGGUCCAGGCCGAGGCCGAAUACUCGCGUCCGAUUGCCGUCAUCAUGCCCAACGAGAAAGCGCUCGCCGAGAGGGCCAAAGAGGUAGGUGUUGACGAGCAUAGCAUGCAUAGCGAUCGCAAGGUCCGUAAUCUAGUUCUCAAGGAUCUUCAGGCGACUGGCAGGCGCGCUGGUCUAUCUGAAAUCGAAAUUGUGUCUGGUGUCGUAAUCACGGACGAGGAAUGGACGCCCCCAGGGCUUGUCACGGCCACCCAAAAGCUCAACCGGAGGAUGAUCCGCGAGAGGUUUAAGAAGGAGAUUUCCGAGUGCUUUAAGGGCUCCGCUUGA
Messenger RNA from Parascedosporium putredinis, 3705 nucleotides. NCBI's taxonomy places the organism in Eukaryota, Fungi, Ascomycota, Sordariomycetes, Microascales, Microascaceae. The record is from the annotation of a GenBank genome assembly.